AUGGCUGUUGACUGCGGACUUUAUCCCUUUGCUUCGACCCCCACAGAACGCACUCUAUGGGACGUCGGUAGAGGCGUAAGCGAUGGCCUUGGAAGGACUAUGGGCACAGGCGACAUCCUCGGGAUCGACCCCGAGAAGCUGUUUGAAUGCAAGGACGAGCCGUUAGGCACAGGGGGCUUUUAUACUAUCCAUGCUAGUAACGAACGUCCAAAGUUCACUAUGAGAAAGAUCCAGCUUGAUGGUCUGGACCAGCAUCGUGUGGAUGCCAUUAAGCGUAGGCUGGCUGCUCUUCUAAGCGCCUCUCACCCGGGCGUUCUCAAAUACCACCAGGUACUUACAGACGGCAACACGAUCCUUGUUGUCACAGACCGCUGCUGCGGAGACCUCCGGCAGUUCAUCACCGACCACAGAGACAUUCACGAGUCUGUCCCCAACGAGCUGGUCCUCUCCCUUCUGGGGCAGCUGGCUGGCGCCCUUGCCUAUCUCCACGGCCUCGGCGGAGACGUGGAUGACGACCUGCUUCCCCGCGCUAUUCUCGAGCCCGACAACAUCAUGUUCGCUGGGGACGGGCGGCGUGUUGUUCUUGCAGACUUCGGGUUCUGCGAGGGCAUAUCGAGCGGAGCUGCGAAGGCUGGCGACCCCGCGUACAUGGCCCCCGAGACACUCCUCCGCGGUGAUGUGACCCCCGCGUCCGCCGUUUGGAGCCUCGGGGCCGUCGCAUACGAGCUCGCCACCCUGAGGAAGCCAGACUUCCUGAGGGGCAAGGAGCCAGCAGAGGUCUUCGUCACCGAGUGGAGGCCGGACCUGAGCGGUAUCGCAGACGACCUCGCAAGGAGCGUCCUUGAGAAGAUGCUCGUCCUCGAUCCCGCCGAGAGGCCGACUGCCAAGGGGCUCGCUCAUCUGAUUCGGAGGCUUGGCAUCUCUGUUGAUGAACAGAAAGCCCAAGACACAAGACUGAAGGAGAUGCGUGAAGCCUUUACAGCUGCCCUGGAUAGAGCCAACGACGAGACGAUAGCUCUCGAAAAGGAUCCCACUAAUAGCGCCGCAAAAUUGGACUCUAUUAGGAGACACUAUGCUGUUGCUGCCAAGCUAUUCGAAGAGAUGCAGGAGAUUAAAACAGAGACGGAUGAGACAGACGAGACAGACGAAAUGGAGGAGUCAGAGGAGUCAGAAGAACCAGAGAAGCACCUAAUAGAGGAGGACGACUCCACCGACCUCAUGAGGGCUGUCGACAGAAACGACGUGGAGGCCGUGAAGGCUCUCAUACCGCUCCAGGGGGGCACGAAGAUGAAGGGAUGCGCACUUGUAGGUGACUGGAAGAUAUACGAGGGAACUGCUCUGAUAAGGGCGGCGGUAUAUGGAUACACAGAGAUCGUGGAGCUGCUCGCGGAGAAAGAGAAGGGACUGAAAGAUAGCAACGGAUGGACCGCCCUCAUGUAUACUGCAAGGACUGGCCACGCAGACUGUCUUAAGCUCCUGCUAGAGAAGGAAAGCGGCAUGAAGAGCGACAAGGGGCGGACGGCUCUCAUGUCUGCAGCAAGUGCUGGCCAUUUAGAGUGUAUCAAAUUGCUUUUGAAGAACGAGGUUGGCAUGCAGGAUAACGAUGGGGAAACCGCCCUUAUGGCUGCAGCAGGGAACGGCCAUAGAGAUUGCGUCGAGUUGCUCCUGGAACGGGAAGGCGGUAUACAGGAUAACAGCAAAUGGACUGCUCUUAUGAUUGCUGCAGAACAGGGUUAUACAGACUGUGCUAAGCUACUCUUGGAAAGGGAGAGUUGUGUGCAAUCGAGGGAUGGAUGGACAGCCCUCAUGUGGGCUGCAAAGAAUGGUCAUGCAGGUUGUGUCAGAUUACUUGUGGAAAAAGAGGGUGGCAUGCAAAACAAUCACGGAUGGCCCGCUCUCACAGUCGCUGCGCAGAGCGGCUACAUAGAGUGUGCGAGGCUCCUUGUGAGGGAGAAGAAUAUUAGAGAUAAUAUGGACGAAACUGCCCUUGACAUGGCCAAGCUAUGGAGGCGCCAUGAGAUAAUUGCCCUCCUCUCAGAGUAA
Messenger RNA from Giardia duodenalis, 2043 nucleotides. RefSeq names its product Kinase, NEK. Gene Ontology annotation, biological process: protein phosphorylation. The transcript has a single exon. NCBI's taxonomy places the organism in Eukaryota, Fornicata, Diplomonadida, Hexamitidae. Bases 1 to 2043 code for a protein of 680 amino acids. The record is from RefSeq and is a predicted model, not a curated record. Gene Ontology annotation, molecular function: protein kinase activity; ATP binding; protein binding.